AGCCCCACGGCACCUGUUCUGUUAGAUAGAAGACACCAUCUGAGACAGGGAAGCUGGAAGGAUCAGUGUCACCAUGAUGGAGGACUGAGCUUUGGGGUUUCAAGUUUCAGGGAGGAGGCAAAGGCAACAAAAGAGAGGAGCUGAGAGAAAGUGGAUGCUGAAGGACAAAAGGCAGCCAUGCCUGAUAAUGUUGGGAGGGCAGUAACAGAAGCCUGGCCAAUAUGACGGCCAUAGGGCUGAGGGACUUGAGGUUAGAGUUGGGGUCAGGACAGGCAAGGCUUGGGGCUCAGGCUGGAAGAGGCAGAAGCUGCUGAACAACGGUCAGAGGGAGGGAUCUGUUCCUCUGUUAAGACGGAGUACUAGGGAGCAUGAUGGAGAGCCAAGCAAGGAAACCUCCCCUUUGCCAAGCUGCUUAGGACCAGAAGGAGAAGAUGCACAAAGGUGACAGCCAGGCUCUGAGGAAAGGUGAAAGCGAAAGCAGGAAGAGUCAGACGCCAAGGGGGGCGUGGGGAAGACGCUGACAGAGGACCAAGGCUUUGGUCUUUCUCACUCUGCGUUGGUCCCACAUCGACCCCCAACCCCUGGACCAGCCUGCCCACCUCAAGAUGCUGAAGCCAGCGCUAGAGCCCCGAGGGGGCUUCUCUUUCGAGAACUGCCAGAGAAACUUAUCCUUAGAACGCGUCCUCCCGGGGUUCCGGAGCCCUCAAGCACACAAGACUGGUACCACCAUCGCGGGCCUUCUGUUCCGAGACGGAGUCAUCCUGGGCGCGGAUACGCGGGCCACCAGAGAUUCCGUAGUGAUGGACAAAAGCUGUGAGAAGAUCCACUUCAUCGCCCCCAAAAUCUACUGCUGUGGGGCUGGAGUAGCCGCGGACGCCGAGAUGACCACGCGAAUGGCGGCGUCCAACAUGGAGCUACACGCCCUGUCCACAGGCCGCGAGCCCCGCGUGGCCACGGUCACGCGCGUUCUGCGCCAAACGCUCUUCCGGUUCCGGGGCUACGUGGGCGCGUCGCUGAUAGUGGGCGGAGUAGACCUGACCGGACCGCAACUCUACAGCGUGCACCCCCAUGGCUCCUACAGCCGUCUGCCCUUCACAGCCCUGGGUUCGGGCCAGGACGCGGCCCUGGCGGUACUGGAGGAUCGGUUCCAGCCCAACAUGGUGCUGGAGGCCGCGCAGGAGCUGCUAGUGGAAGCCAUCACUGCAGGGAUCCUAGGUGACCUGGGCUCUGGGGGCAGUGUGGAUGCAUGUGUGAUAAUGGGGACUGGCGCCAAGCUUCUGCGAACACUGAGCUCACCCACAAGGCCCUUAAAAAGGCCUAGCCAGUACCGCUUUGCCCCUGGGACCACAGCUGUCCUGUCCCAGACAGUGAAGCCACUGACCCUGGAGCUGCUGGAAGAAACUGUGCAGGCCAUGGAAGUGGAGUGAAGUAGGAUGGUGCUCAGAGCUUGGAACAAGAGGGAAAAAACCCAGGAAAUUAAAAAAAAAAUAUAUUUAAACAGAUGGCUAUGUUCUUCCUGGGUGGAGGGGGAAAAGCAGCCAUGAGAACUCUGUGGCCAAGUUACAUCUGCAGAAGCCACUCCCUGCCAAGGUUUCAGGGCUUGGCCUAAGAGGUGACCACCCAUCGCCUCAGGCGUCUACUCCUCCAGUC
Panthera uncia (snow leopard) is the source of this 1650-nucleotide messenger RNA. It is a transcript of the gene PSMB10, whose product is annotated as proteasome 20S subunit beta 10. The record is from RefSeq and is a predicted model, not a curated record. The transcript is spliced from 8 exons. Gene Ontology annotation, cellular component: proteasome core complex. Lineage: Eukaryota; Metazoa; Chordata; Mammalia; Carnivora; Felidae. The coding region runs from base 606 to 1427 and encodes 273 amino acids.